GGGAGUAAGUCUCAAGGACAAGGUCACUAAUCUCUGUCGGCUGGGUAGCAGGACAUGUGUGUGCUUAUGGUUGUGUAUGUGUGUGUGUAUGGUUGUGUGUAUGUGUGUGCGUAUGGUUGUGAGAAGUCAGUAUAAAAUUAAUUGUUUUGUAUUCUUGACUGUGUGUUGUUGUGUCGUUAUAUGCCAAUGUUUCCUGAGGCUAUGGUCUUAGGAGAGGACUUAGUGAAAUUUGGCAGUUUUAUAAGUAUAAAUCUACCAAAUUAAAUAAGGCCUGGCAAUUUUUGUUUGUUUUUGCCAUAUGGUUUACCACACACACACACACCAGCAUGCACACACAACUUACUGGUUAUGAAUAUGGGUUAGUGCCGAGGUAUCUUAAAGGGGCACACACACACACACACACGAGUUUUAAUUAAACGUGAAUGAUUUUGAAUAGAAAUGUACUGGAAACUUAUUGUAAACCUGGGAUACGAAAUGUAUGAAAUGUUUGACUAUUUCAUUAAUUAGUCAAAUAUAGUAAGACACACUUCUUUGAAGGGUUUGUAUGACCUCUGUCCUGACUUUCCACUGUGGUUUGAUCGCCCUCAAUGGAAAGCCAUUCAGAUGAUGAUUUGAAGGUCAUUUGUAACACUGAUAUUUAUGAUGAAGUUCAUAGUUCAUAGUCAUAUUUGUGAUUUGGACCAACGGGAAGAAGGAGAGGGCGUUGCCUUUGAGGCUGCAUUAAGACUAUUUUCCUUUAAUCGUAUGGGUACAAUGUUUUUCUUUAUGGAAUUAUUAAUGGUAGUGAUUCUUAUUCGAUUAGAUUUUUUAACACAUGACUCACACUGGUGUGAAUUACCAGUCCUCUGAGGUUUUGGAUUGAAGUUUACACACCUUGAGUGAUAUGUAGAAGUGUAUGGAGUGAUAUAUGAAGGAGUGUAUUGUUGUGUUGUAUGUUCUGUUUUGUUUCGAUACAAAUCUCACUAGAUUGGGUCUGCUGGAUUGUUGGGAUUUCUCACGAUGGGUUAGAGAUCUAACUUCCUGAUCCUGUGGCUCUGCGAUGAAGUUGACAGUGUGAUGGGGAAUGUAAGCCAAUUUGAAAAAACAAUUCAGCAGAAUGUGUUGUUAUUCUCUUUGACAUGUGUUUAGAGAUUUGUAUUAGGAAUAAAUGGUAAAAGUAAUAAUUUGUCAUAUAGUCAAUGCUUGUCUGGAUUUCCUGAAUCAGAAAUGAACUAAACUGUUGUUCUGAUCUCUCUCUCUCUCUCUCUCUCAUAUCAUGAAAAGUGACGUCAGAAGGUGUCUUGAUGCAUGGCAGGGAAAAUUCGGCAGAGAACGGUGUGAACCUCAAAAACCCCCUCUAACCGUCUGAAGAAGUGCAACAAAAGCGUUCAAUACGGCCCUGUCCACACCACUUCCACCAAAAGACCUGAGCCAGCAACCGGUGUACAGCAUCCAAUCAAAGCUAUCAACUGGUUCUUCUCUUGUGUCUUUUCUCUCGGGAGUGUGACAGGAGUCCACCUAGAGUGAGCAUGGAGGGAGAUCUGUUCCAGUCUUCUUUCAUGUUGCUGGUAUGCUGGUUGACAAAUGGACAAGACAUAAUGGGUGGUAAAGGUGGUGGCAGCCCAGGUGAGACAUUAUCAGGGGCCAUCCACUUUGAAAUAUGAAGCUAUCUGAAAAACAACCAAUGAAGAGACACCAGGAGAAUCAGUGCCUGGUUAACUGCACCCAUAAUUGAUUUAGAUUUGUCUAAAAUUGUUUAUUUUGGGUAUAAGGUUGAUUGUAGAGAUCUACACACUGCUACAUGUAUAGUAAUUUAGAUUAAGAAUGCAUUAAGAUAAUGAUCUGUAAUUAUAAAUCAUGAUAAGAAAGUUAAUACAAGAAUUAUAGGUUCAUUAUACUGUAUGUUAAUAUAAAUGUACAUUCUGCCAAUGUUGGUGUAUGCCAAAUUGAGGGUUCUAAUCACUGAACAAUGUCAUUCUAAAUUUGGGUUGCAUAAUUAAUUAGGUUUUGAUUAUGAUUUGGAAAUUGAAUGAUUUUUAAAACUGACGGAUUGAUUGGUGAAUGGAGAGGGUGAACUCUGACCCGGAGAGUGGAACUGAUCCUAAUCUAUUUGAUUUAUAUCCAUUACCAAAUUACAUUUGUGAUGAUAAUGAUAAUACUCAGGAACUAUAGCACGUAUGGUACUAAUGGAUGGUGCUAAUGGCUAGGGUGAAGAGGGUGAACUCUGAUCCGGAGAGUGGAACUGAUCCUAAUCUAUUUGAUUUAUAUCCAUUACCAAAUUACAUUUGUGAUGAUAAUGAUAAUACUCAGGAACUAUAGCACGUAUGGUACUAAUGGAUGGUGCUAAUGGCACAUAGAGUCUAUAGGAGUGGCCUUAUAAGUAGUGGAAUCAUGAUGUUUGUUCUGGGUCAUGUUCAUUGGGCACCAACGCAAUACAUUUGACUUAAACCGGGAUUCACUACCUGGAUUUGUCCAACAAGAUAUGCUAAUUUGUGUUCCUAAAGAUGGUGUUAUGGGGAUGGAAAUAGUUAUUUCCACCAUGCUGACCAAUGGGGGUAUGCUCAGUAUCAACAAGAUGAUUUCUUUCAUACUGAUGAAAAAUGUACUCUGAUUUAGAUUGCUGGUCAUUUGUUAACAACAUUCUAAUGUUUAUAUCAUUCCCAAAUGAAGGAUCAUUUUAUGUUUAAGGUUAAAGGCCGUGUCGCAAGCGAUGAGUAUUGACGUUUCUAAACGUUAAAACAAAAGCGUCUCGAUUGUAGUUCACAUGAGCUAGUCGUGGGCAAAGCUAACAGCUGCUAACUGUAGGCAGAAGGCAGAAUACUGCCGAGAGUUUGAGACCUAGGAGCCCCCCGGUGAGUAGGCCUGAAGAGAGAAAUCCAGAGGAUGAGUUUAAGUUAGGUAGGAUUUCUUGCGUUUAUUGCUAUGGUCAUUAAAUUGUACUGCACUGAUGGAGCUUAAAUCGCAGAAAGUAUAUGUGGCAGUGGCAGCAGAACAGACAUUUUUGGGUGUAAGGGUUUCUCUUUGCAGAAGAUCUACAGUUGGUUUUAAGAGAAAGGUUCCAUCCUCCCAGGCUGGUGUAGGAUCUGGUAAGGCUAAAGUAGUGGGAUAAGGGUGGUGUGUUUAUGUGUAGAGUUAGGUGGAGGUGCGAUAAAAAAAAAUAAUCCUUUCCACUUUUUUCUGACAAUGUGCAAUUCACACUCCGACCUGUGAAAGGCAGCAAUACGCAACACAACUAGUCUGCCGGAAACUCACACGAAGAAUUAACGGAAGUGAAAAGUGACAAAGAACAAUGUCCACGUUAGUGUUUUAUUGUUGUUAUUUAGAUGUUAAAAUAUAACUAAUUUAACUGCACAGCAUCACAUACUUACCCCAUAUAGUGUUUAAUUCACGUUGGAGACAGGACUUGGUUGAUAGACGAUAUUUAUGUAUGUACCGCAGGUUAGUUAGCUGCUAACAAUGGCUAACUGUGUGGUUUUUCACACUCAAAUAGCUUCCAUCAUGGAGGUGCUAGCGAAUGCAGCCGUGGCAGAGAUUUGUAAACUCGUAGACGACGACUAUGCAGUGUUUCGUUUAGAAAUAACUCAAAGCCAGAAAGAAAACAGGACAUUACGAAGGAAACUACUGGAACUGAAGGUGGCACGAGAGCGCACAGAGAGGACAAUGCGAGAGCGCGUCCUCGCCAGUCGUCCCAGUAGUGUCAAGAUCCUCGACCGAUACAGAGGAAUGGCAAGAGGUGAAGGAAAUCUCACUGGAGGACACAGGAGCUUUGUGAAGCCAGUGGGACACAAUACAUGGAGAGAUGACCAACCAAUCACUGUAGAUGAGGGGAGUGGAACCACAACCCAGAACGUUAUCGUGAUAGAGGCUGCAGAUGCAGAGACUGCAGGUCUUGGGGUCAAGCAGGAAAGGUCUGAAGGAGAGGAGGGCCAACGACACAGCAGAGACAUCCAGACUGGAUCGGCUGGAGCGCCAUCUUUAGCCACAGCAAACCCCACCACCGCCACCACGCAGCCCAGGACCAGAUGCAGCAUCACGGAGGUCAGUGGAACGCUGAACAGCACCCGCAAGUCAGAGACCGACACCAAGGCUUUAACUGUAACACAGAGACCAGAGAGCCCAGAGAGACUGGGGCUGGGGAGACUGGACUGUCCUCCUGCUCUCGGCUCAGAGUAUUUACUUUACGGUAACCCAAGCCUGAGGACGGGUCAUUCCCAUCGAGACGCAGGUGAUGUGUUAGAAACUGGCAAUGAUCCGUCUUGUUCUUACACUACAGAGAUGGACCCUGGCAACAUUCCCUUGGAUUUAGAGACACACACUGAUCUGUCUAGAGGGGACUGGAACCAGUACAGUGGUACUGUAUACACUGAAGGCUGCCGAGAUAAGAAAGGGGAGGUUAUAGUGGUAGAUGAGGUGAAAGUGGAGGGCGACGCUCCUCCCACAUGGAAUGCAGAUACUCACUUAGGAGAUGGACUCUCACAGGGCAGAGAUUUCUUAGAUUACAGGGAAAGCUUAGAGACUAAUCCAAAUGUCACGACACACUCCCCUUUAAAUGACCUCACGGAUCGCAACCGAGUGUCCACGUCGAUGUGGCCUUCCGAUUCACACGGCUGCGUCAUUUUUGAUCAGGUAUUGAACUCAAACGACAGAGCUAGAGCCCAGGCUCAGGGAGGAGGAGCCACAUCAGGCAAUAGUAAAGAGAAACGGUUCCUCUGCAUGUUUUGUAACAAAGGCUUCAGCUGCCCCCAGAAAGUGGAGAUCCACCAGAGGGUCCACACAGGGGAGAAACCCUUCAGCUGUACCCAGUGUCACAUGCGCUUUGCUGAGGCUGGCAACCUGAAGCGGCACCAGAGGGUCCACACAGGGGUGAAACCCUUCAGCUGUACUGAGUGUCAUAUGCGCUUCGCCCAGGCUGGUGACCUGAAGAGGCACCAAAGGGUCCACACGGGAGAAAGGCCAUUCGCCUGUAAUCACUGCGGGAAGAGGUUCUCUGAGAGGAGAUACCUAAGGAUACACCAGCAGAAAAUCCAUUCCUCUUUAACAUAAAAGUAACCAUUCCACUCGAUAGCUACCUGGCUAGCUAAGUAAACAACAGCUGGAACGAUCUAGCUAGCUGUAAAGUUUUCAAGUAUCCCCACUAGCUGGCUACUAGACAACCAAUAUAACAGUUGGGCCUAAAGCUUUUUGUUGGGACCCAAGACAAGCAACUCUUGCCUGUAUCAGUAUUGGACACUAGCAAUACUGUGGACCAAUACUUUUAUAGCAAUAUAGCUACCUACUGAUAUAAUGGCCCAAUGUAUUGCACAUUGUUUUGAUAAGCCGGUUAGAAUAAGGCUGUCAAAUCAUAAAUCAUAAUCUGUACCAAAUGCAUUGCCUAUCAAUUAGUGCUGGGCGAUAUAUAGAAUUAAUUUGAUUCAUUCGACUUCAUGUUUUUGUGCAAUAUUCCAAAUGCCUGUAUCGCAUUUGGAGUAUUGCACAAGUUUUUAGUUUGAGUUUUUCUGAGCGUUUAUGUCCCCUUGUUCUGAUGUUGUCUUUUUGGUCUCGUUCGCUCCUUCUGUGCUGUGCACCUUUCCAUUUACACCAGAGAUCGGUAUAUAACGACGAGAUGCUCAUGUCUCCCCGCCCUAACAAUGGGGGGGAGUCGUCCCAAAGGCAGAAAGGCAGGGGACAAGCUUAGGGUCAAAAUAAGCGCAUACAAACGCAUUUGGCUUAUUUUGGCGAGAGUGAAACCUCUCCCUUCUCCUCUUUCUCCCAAGCCCCUCCCCCUACCACACACAACAAUAAAGAUGAGAGAUCACUUCUUCCUCUCUGACAAACGGUUUCAACUCGCUAUUUGCAUUUGAGGUUUGGUCCAACAGAAUCGGUCAUAUGGACACCGAAACACAUGGAGACAUUAUUUUACUGUAAUAGAGGAGAAGGUAACCUUUCGACCCCUGUUUAUGUUUCAGCUGCUCAAAUUUCGAGCAGAGUAGACACUGCUAAAACGGAUGUACCAAUGAACAUUCAUUCUGGAAAACGUACGCUCAGUUUGUCAUGCGCAUAUUACGGUACCACGUAUCGCUAGCAGCAUUUUUGUCAAAUAAAGAUUGUUUUACUAGC
This is a messenger RNA of Salvelinus fontinalis (brook trout), 6075 nucleotides long. RefSeq names its product zinc finger protein with KRAB and SCAN domains 5-like. Gene Ontology annotation, cellular component: nucleus. The transcript has 3 exons. Bases 3436 to 5022 code for a protein of 528 amino acids. The record is from RefSeq and is a predicted model, not a curated record. Lineage: Eukaryota; Metazoa; Chordata; Actinopteri; Salmoniformes; Salmonidae.